Molecule: messenger RNA, 1284 nt
Organism: Ambispora gerdemannii
Lineage: Eukaryota; Fungi; Glomeromycota; Glomeromycetes; Archaeosporales; Ambisporaceae
Source: the annotation of a GenBank genome assembly
AUGGACGCGGAAACACUAUUCAACAAACUUUUAGUUCUUGUCGAUAUUCUAAAGUACUCUAAAACAACCAGUGUACUUCAAUGGGAUACAUCUUAUUUGCAGGACACAAUACAAUGCGCUUAUGAAGUUGAGAAACAAGUACUUUGCAUGUCUGAACAAGAAUUUGUUCCUAUUUAUCAAAAGAUACUUGAAAUAACUAGAAGUGGAAAUGCACAACAUUCAAUUAAUGAAAUUGCCAGAAUUCGUCAUUCUAUUUAUUUCUCAUUGUUGGGUAAUAAUAAUUUACCUGCCGAAUUAUAUUAUUAUGUAUUGAGUACUUAUCCAGCCUCUGGUGAAAGUGGUUUAGGUGUUGGAAAAGACGCCCUUUUGCAGGAUAUACAAAAAAUUGGCAAAACUUGUGCUACGGCGGAUGUUUUACUAGGAAUGGGAUUAACAUUGCAAGAGAACCUAAUGACAAUCAAUAAGCAAUGUUCAUACGAGCGUCCUGAGCAAUUAUCUGUCAUCUAUGAAUUUUCAUUCAGGCUUCUUCCAGACACCAUAACGAAAAGAGCGACCGCUCGUCCUCUCUUGGAUAAAUUUAUUUCGUUGUUCGAUGAGAAUGGAGAGAUUGCUGCACAUUUUCUGGAUCAGAUAAGAGAAGAGGCUGUUUCAAUUCCAAUGAAUAAUUCUGAAGGAAUGCAAAUAAUUGCACACUUAAUAAUAUUAACUGACGAAAACGACUACAAAAAUUCGUACAAGGCUAAAAAAGUUCAGAAAAUUUUACUGGACUGGAUUCUGUCAAUUAUUCAUAUAACUGACACUCAACAAUACGAGAUGAUUCCUGUACAACUAGAAAAUCAGUUUUGGAUGUUGCAUCCAUGGAUUCUAGCACAACUUUCGUCACUGAGCUACCAAAUAUUCGAUUUGUAUAGCCAGACGCUAAUUAAUUGUAUGAAUCAGGAGAAAAAAAUUCACCAAAGAAGAGAUUACGUGCACUGCUCAACUACUGAUGGUAAUGAUGAUUCCAUAAUAAUAACACAAUUAUACUACAGAAAGAUCGAACCAAAUCGGCAGGAAACACAAAAUUACGAAGCAUCGGAUGACAUUUUUUUAUUGAAGAGAUUGAGUGAACAUUGGAUAGCUUUGAAAUAUCAAAAAAAUGAAAGAGUGCAGUUUUUGACUAAUCAAUUAUUAGAAAAUGAUUGGUUCGCAUUCAAGAAUUGUUUGAAUCCGUAUUCGACUCGGGAACAGUCGAAAUUUGAAAUAUUGUGGAUUGAUUUUUAUAAUAGUAUAGGAAUGCUUUAA